Aphanomyces astaci is the source of this 1548-nucleotide messenger RNA. RefSeq lists its product as hypothetical. Gene Ontology annotation, biological process: nuclear-transcribed mRNA catabolic process, nonsense-mediated decay. Bases 6 to 1427 code for a protein of 473 amino acids. NCBI's taxonomy places the organism in Eukaryota, Oomycota, Saprolegniomycetes, Saprolegniales, Verrucalvaceae. The record is from RefSeq and is a predicted model, not a curated record. The transcript is spliced from 4 exons.
GCAGCAUGGCAACCCAACCGCCACUGCCACCACCUCCGCUGCCGCCACUACCGCUGGACCUCGUGCAGAACACAGAGUUUCCGCUAGUUCCACCAGAUGAAUCCAGUUCUUCGCAGGCCUUGGCGGCAAUGCUUACAUCCAUUGGACGCCCUGCAGUCGUCGUGGGUGUGAUCGGCGAUCACGUUGACGCGGCAACUCAAUUUGCCAACCGCCUUGUCGGGCAUCAGGCAUUUACGACGUUCUCCACGGCAGUAACCUCCAUCAGAGUCCGAAUGUUUUACGACGAGUCGCGGAACAUGAUCCUCCUCCUCGGUACUCACGCACCACCACCCGAUUCUACGUGGUCCACGGCGUCGUCAGUUCACGAGGCGUCCGUGCGGUCCCGCCGCAAUCACAUGCAAAUGCAAUUGCUUCUGUACUCUAGCUCCCACGUACUUUUUGUCGUCCACGACCACGCGCGGGUGAGCACAUCGCAGACGCAGCAUUUCCGCUCGCUUUCCUCUGCCAAGCACCGCCUGGUCCAUCUCCUCAAACAACCAAAGUCGUCCAAAGCUUCCGCCGCGUUUCCCUUGGCUCCAGGUCGAUCCGUGCCCGUCACAUCCUUUGUCUUCCCCGUGGACACUGGUCGUAAACUGUCUCGGCCACAACUGGCCACGUUUUGCAAAGCUAUGGAGUCCCGUCUCCAGGUCCUCCUCAAACCCCUCCGCGGCGGCACCGUCGCCACUGUCCGCGCCAAAGACGCCUCGAAUAACAACAAGGAGCGGCGUCUCUUCGUCAUGGACCCCUCCCAUGUGGUGGUGGCGGUGCCACGGAAGCUUGCGACGGCAGACGGCGACCUCCUCGCUCGCAUGGCGGCGGUCCUCGACAGCGUGAGCGUCAAGUCUCCGCCGUGCCCCCUCGACUUGAAGCACAUGCUCAAGCCACUAGACGACGAAGAUACGAUUGGCAUGCCCCACGCCAUUCAAUUUGCAACCAAAUGGGUCGACCACAUCCUGCACGACACUGUGGCCAUCAAAGAACUCCUUCCCGUGGGCCAAUGGAUCCGUCAAUUCCAAGCGCUGGCCACUCUAGUCGUGGCCGACAACGCCAUGUUGUUUUCCGCCCCAACAGCCCCGUCAUCACACUUGACCAACCCCCCAAACGACGACGACUUUGUUGUUGUGCAUGGCGAAGUCCCAUAUGACAGCGCGAUGCAAGCGUUGGACGUGUUUGGGGCCUUUGCCGAGGAUCAAUGCGCCCGGGAAUUGGCUGCCGCCAUCAAGCGAUACAAGCUUGAAAAACCAGACAAAAUCAAUCGAAGCCUGCAUGACGCUCGAGUGCAGCGCACGGUCGACGCGUUCCACCGACGCCUGGGCCCGUCCAACCCGUUUCUUGCGAAAUACAGUCGAGCCCUCGUAGACGCUUGCAACGCAAUAUGGCACCACUGACGUACUGCUACUAACGUUAGUACAAUUGUUGGUGCAAGAAAGUCUCACCAGAUUGCUGUCCAACUAACUGUUAACUAUUUUAUGCGUCCUACUAGUAAUACUAUAACAGCCUGAUCCUUUA